AUGACGGGAGGCACACCAAUCACCCUUAAAGGUGCCGGAUUUACUACAGGGUCAAUUAGUGUUCGAUUCUCUGUCGGAGAUUUCUUCGCCGACGUCCCCGGCACUUUUGUUUCCUCAACGGAAAUUCAUGCUGUAACACCAAAUGUCAAGGUUGCCCUGGGCCCAAGGACAUGCGACGUUCGCGUCAAAAUUGGAGCCAAAGACCUGACUUCUUCUCUCUGUUCAUUUCAGUUCUAUGCGAACUCUUGCGCGUCAUGCUGUCUGGCUGUGGGGCCUGGCUUGCUUUCGGAUGGAGCACCUGGCGUGCCUACUUCAUUUUUUAUUGAGGCAAGGAACGCGCAAAAUGGAAAGAGAACAACGGGAGGGGAUACGUUUUUGGUGAAGGCCUUUAUACUCCCCGAGGAAAGCCGCACCGCAUCGCGUACUCACUUGCUCACUACUCUAACUUCAGCAAUAAAUGCCCAAAGCGGGACUGCAGGCAAGUUGUGCGACGCGGUUCAAAAUAUCUUGAACGUCGUAAAAAAACGCGCAGUGCACUCUUUGAGCAUCCCCAGAUGGCAUGAAAUGAAGGACUGCCAUACAAAAGAUCAAAUUAUUCUACACCUGCAGAGUGAGCGUGAAAUCAUUCAGGCGAAAGUAAAGCAUGACGACCGUCGCAGCCUGCUAGACGUCCGACAGCACAUCAAGAAUGUAGAGACGCUGAGGACUGAACACGAACUGCACAUAGAAGUCUUGCAGGUUGCCUUGCAGAAGCUGCAGGAGUUAGGAGCCAACGUCGAUUCGAGCAAUAGGGCACUUAAAAAAAUAGGAGAAAAGCGAGCAGCGCUCGAGUGCGUCAAAGAUCCAUCAAGCGAGAAACGCUGUCACGAAAUGGCCGAUGCGUUCGAGGCAGAGGCAACGAGGACACGAAGGGCAAUAGAAGAGCUAGACACUGCAGUUAAUACCCUCCAACAGGCGCUGGUGGCAGAGUGCUUCUACUCCUUCAGCACUUCUCCAACGGAAGCAAGGGCAAGAAUAAAGGAGACCUCAGAGCGUACCAGCGAAUUGCUCCGCACCAUGGAGGCAUUACAAGUACCAGCGGCCUCUUUUGACUUUCCGGGGCUUCUAAGUACAUCGCGCCAGAUUCUUGUUACAAUGGAAGACGAGCUGCGGAACGUGACGCAAUUCUGGGAUGUUGCAGAGUCGAUGCUGCACCAGGUGGAAGAAUUCCGGGAUCUUCUGUGGCAUGACGUCGAUGAGCUCCGUGGGCCCUACAUGCGGGAGCGUCACUGGAAUGAGCUACUCAGCCUUGCCCAAAAGUCCCUUGAAAUAUCUGAUCAAACCAAGCUCCAUCAAAUCGAGGAUCUUAAUCUGUUGGCGCUUCAAGGAGCUGUUGAAGAGAUUACUGACAAGCCUGAGGUUAAUUUGUUAUCGCUGUCGGAGGAAAGCAGCGAGCUACUAGAAGAACAACAGAUGCUGGUUCAAAACAUGAUGGUUUCCAAGUAUGUCGGAGGGCUUUAG
Eimeria acervulina is the source of this 1500-nucleotide messenger RNA. RefSeq lists its product as hypothetical. The record is from RefSeq and is a predicted model, not a curated record. Gene Ontology annotation, molecular function: dynein light intermediate chain binding; dynein intermediate chain binding; minus-end-directed microtubule motor activity. NCBI's taxonomy places the organism in Eukaryota, Apicomplexa, Conoidasida, Eucoccidiorida, Eimeriidae. The coding region runs from base 1 to 1500 and encodes 499 amino acids. Gene Ontology annotation, biological process: microtubule-based movement. The transcript is spliced from 7 exons. Gene Ontology annotation, cellular component: dynein complex.